CUGGAGGGGCAGAGCAGAGAGCUCACAGAGCACCGGAGUCACACACCGACUCUCCCCCCCUCUCCUCCUGCAGCUUCGCUUUCAGUGCUCCCCUAUUAUAUUAGAUAGCUAUCUUCUGCUGCUUUGACUAGAAAGUAACCCCUUCCCUCCUCACUGAGCCCGGGCAGAGGACUCCACAGCACAGCCCAGAACUGCAGACUAAACUUUCUCCUUGUCCCGGCUGGCUGCCUGUCCCCUGCCUCUUAAAGGGCUAGCACCCCUCACCUGAUAACACGCAGACCAGGAAGCCUCUUCAAGCUUCCCCAAUAGAGUAGAACUAACUGUAUGACACGAGUGUCGUCCCGACCAGGACCUCACCAUAACCGAGCGCUCCAACAGUCCGAGGACACGUCCAUUGAAACUUUCCCAGAGAAGACUGGUCCUCGGGGACCUGAACUACAGAUUGAAUAACAUAGAGGAAUUCUACGGGAAGAACCGGCUGACAUGUGCUGCUGAGGAGACCUGCAGGCGGUACCGCAUCAGAACAGCAUCCUCCACGGCGUGUGUGUGUGGAGCCCAGGAUUACCGCAGCAUCCCGGACCCGUCAUGGCUCUGCUGUCACUCUGCUUUCUGGUAGCUGUGGCUGUGGGACAUGGCAAGACUUCAGCCCAAAGGGCUGGCAAUGAAGGAACCCACCGGAUAGAUUUAACUAAGAUAAAGCAAGGAGAAUAUGAACUGAUAACACCGAUAUCUACUGACGAAGAGGGACACCAUAUUUCCAAUAUUCUUUCCCUUAGUCACAAUAAAAGAACAGCAAGAGAUACUUCACACAGACGUCAGCCCCUUUUCUUUAAUGUUACUGCCUUUGGAAGAGAAUUUCAUCUUAAAUUGAAGCCAAACACUCGCCUUAUUGCCCCAGGGGCUGUAGUGGAGUGGCAUGAAGACCCUGUAAGUGCUGAAAACAGAAGCCAUGUUGGAAAUACUACCCAUGUUUCAAAUAGCACUGAGGAAAUCUGGAAAAAAGAGCCAUUGUGGACAAACUGCGCUUAUGUUGGGGAAAUUACAGAUAUCCCUGGAGCAUCUGUUGCGUUAAGUAACUGCGAUGGUCUGGCUGGAAUGAUACGUACAACAGAUGAUGAAUUUUUCAUUGAACCUUUAGAGAAAGGCAAACAGAAAGAGGAAGAAGAAGGAAGAAUACAUGUAAUAUACAAAAGAUCAACGAAAAAAAGGUUGCCGGAAGAUAUCCCCAACAGAUCAGACUUUUCUGGCCUUGAUGAUUUGGACAAUGUAUAUAGCAGUGUUGAAAGACAAGUGAAUGAGACUCUGCGGCGAAGGCGACACACAACAGAGAAUGACUACAAUAUCGAAGUACUGCUUGGAGUGGAUGACUCUGUUGUCAGGUUCCACGGUAAAGAACAUGUUCAGAACUACCUCCUAACACUGAUGAACAUUGUUAAUGAAAUUUACCAUGAUGACUCGAUAGGUGCUCAUAUAAAUGUAGUUUUGGUACGCAUGAUAAUGUUGGGCUAUGCAAAGUCCAUCAGUUUGAUUGAAAGAGGUAAUCCAUCUAGAAGCCUUGACAAUGUGUGUCGCUGGGCAUUCCAGCAGCAGAAAUCUGACCCCAAUCAUUCUGAACACCAUGAUCAUGCCAUAUUUCUGACCAGGCAAGAUUUUGGCCCUGCAGGAAUGCAAGGAUAUGCACCAGUCACUGGAAUGUGCCAUCCUGUAAGAAGCUGCACACUGAACCAUGAGGAUGGGUUUUCUUCAGCAUUUGUGGUUGCCCAUGAAACUGGCCAUGUAUUAGGAAUGGAACAUGAUGGCCAGGGAAAUAGAUGUGGAGAUGAAACAAGCAUGGGCAGUGUCAUGGCGCCCUUGGUGCAGGCAGCAUUUCAUCGUUACCAUUGGUCUCGCUGCAGUGGUCAAGAGCUUAAGAGACACAUACAUUUAUACGAUUGUCUUCUGGAUGACCCCUUUGAGCAUGAUUGGCCUAAACUUCCAGACCUCCCAGGAAUUAACUAUUCAAUGGAUGAACAGUGUCGCUUUGAUUUUGGUGUGGGAUACAAAAUGUGUACAGCUUUUCGGACAUUUGACCCUUGCAAACAAUUAUGGUGCAGCCAUCCUGAUAAUCCUUACUUUUGCAAGACUAAGAAAGGUCCCCCUCUCGAUGGCACAGAAUGUGCUCCUGGAAAAUGGUGCUACAAGGGUCACUGUAUGUGGAGGACCACUAACCAAGUUAAGCAAGAUGGCAACUGGGGAGCAUGGACAAAGUUUGGAUCUUGCUCAAGAACAUGUGGUAUCGGUGUACGAUUUAGGACUCGUCAGUGCAAUAACCCAAUGCCAGUGAAUGGUGGCCAAGACUGUCCUGGAUUAAAUUAUGAAUAUCAAGUGUGUAACACUGAAGAAUGUCCUAAGCACUUUGAAGAUUUUAGAGCCCAGCAAUGUCAGCAGAAGAACUCCCAAUUUGAAUUUCAAAAUGCAAAGCACCAUUGGUUGCCAUAUGAACAUCCUGAUGCCAGUAAAAGAUGCCAGCUUUAUUGUCAGUCAAAACAAACUGGAGAUAUAGCAUCAAUGAAACAACUUGCACAUGAUGGUACCCGCUGUUCCUACAAGGAUCCAUAUAGCAUAUGUGUGAGAGGAGAAUGCGUUAAAGUUGGCUGUGACAAGGAAAUUGGUUCCAAUAAGGUAGAAGAUAAGUGUGGCGUGUGUGGUGGGGAUAACUCACAUUGUCGAACUGUGAAAGGAACAUUUACCAGGACUCCAAAGAAAAACGGAAAACAAUUAAGCAAGCGGUGCCAAAAAGAGAUCAAGUUACUGGAAAAUGAAAUUUGGAAAACAAGAGGAGCUUUUACUUUACCUAAGGGAGCACGAAACAUCUCCCUGUUUGAAUCAAGAGAGUCUAAAAACAUUGUUGGCUACCUUAAGAUGUUUGACAUCCCUCCUGGUGCUAGACAUGUGUUUAUCCAAGAAGACGAGGCUUCUCCUCAUAUUCUUGCUAUUAAAAACCAGGCAACUGGACAUUACAUUCUGAAUGGAAAAGGUGAAGAAGCCAAGUCUCGAUCCUUCAUAGACCUUGGUGUUGAAUGGGAAUACAUAAUCGAAGAUGACAUUGAAACUGUACACACUGAUGGGCCUUUACAUGAUCCUAUUGUGGUGCUGGUUAUACCUCAAGAGAAUGACACCAAAUCCAGCCUGACGUAUAAAUACAUAAUUCAUGAAGACUCUUUGCCUUCAAUACACAAUAACAACGUUCUGCAGGAAGAACUUGACACUUAUGAGUGGGCUUUAAAAAGUUGGUCUCAGUGCUCCAAACCCUGUGGUGGAGGUUUCCAAUACACAAAAUAUGGCUGUCGAAGGAAAAGUGAUAACAAAAUGGUACACCGCAGCUUCUGCGAGGCUAACAAGAAGCCUAAGCCUAUCCGGCGAAUGUGCAACUUACAGGAGUGUACACAGCCUAUUUGGGUGGCAGAUGAAUGGGAGCACUGCACCAAAAGCUGCGGAAGUUCGGGGUAUCAGAUUCGAGUAGUACGAUGCAUCCAGCCUCUUCAUGAUGGGACAAACCGAUCUGUGCACAGCAAGUAUUGUACUGGAGAGCGCCCUGAGAGUAGAAGAUCAUGCAAUAGAACUCCCUGCCCGGCACAAUGGAAAACAGGAGCCUGGUCUGAGUGCUCUGUGACGUGUGGUGAGGGUAUUGAGGUGAGACAAGUCCUUUGUCGUGUGGGAGACGAGUGUGAUGGAGAAAAACCGAAAUCUAUAAGGGAAUGCAAGCUGACACCAUGCAAUGAUGAACCAUGUCUAGGAGACAAGUCAAUAUUCUGUCAAAUGGAAGUUCUUGCACGGUACUGCUCAAUACCUGGAUACAACAAACUUUGCUGUGAAUCCUGUAGCAAACGCAGCACUCAGUCACCCCCAUUUCUUACUGAAGCAGCUGAAACUGAAGAUGAAUUCACUUAUGAUCCCAGCUUAUCAAGGGGUGGAAUGAUGCCAACAUCUUUAGCACCUGGUACUGAGGAAACCGAUUCUGACACUAAAAGCAUUCUGAGCAUGCUUUCCUCCAUUGAAAAUAACGCAGAUCUUGGUAUUGUAUCUGCUCAAGAAAAAACAAAGGCAUCACAUUCCUCCUCCAGAAGAUCCCACCUUGCAGCAAGCAAAUCUGUUAAGCUUUUAGCUGUUCCACCACCUCCAACAACCCACAGUAGCAACGUUCACGUACAUAAAGCUCCCUUAGUAGCAGCCUUGCCAUUGGCAGCUACUAACAUUCACUCACCUGGUUCUCAUUCAUCAGUGAGAAGCUCAAGGAAAAAUGAAAGGUCUUUUGAUAGGAGACGUUCUUUGCAGCCAUCCUCAAUAGAAAGAUGAAGUUAAGUAUUAAUAGACUGGAACAAAAGGACACAUUAGUGAAUUCUGCUUUAUAAAACAAGUGCAAAGUGCUGGUUCACUUCUUCACUCAUUUAUGUCUCCGACCAUUCUUUGCUUUCUGUUUAACUUGAAGUUACUGAAGAAAAAAACCAAAGAUAUGCAUCCAAGAGAAGAUAUGCCGGUCAUUGUGUACUUUGUUCAGUGGCCCUAAAACCAGUUUUGCACAUUAAGUUUUUGUGUUCUUUUCCCGUCAAAAAGACUAUUUUCCCACCUUCACUGAGUAUGUUAUUCAGAUAUAACAAAAAUAAUUAUUGUUUAGGUGUUCAUAUGUUGCAAUGUCAGUAUUAUUUUUCAUUGAUGUUUUUUUAUCUACGUUAUGUUUACCGGUUCUCCGUUUUGGGUGCUAAUACUUGCCUGUUGUUACAAACUGCCUUAUUACAUUCCAUUAGUCACAUCUCAAAUCAGCAGUUUCCUGCUCCAGUGGUUGUAUAUGACUUGCUGAUCUGACGGCAGCAUUGCCCAUCAUCCUGAUGGACUAUGUGGAUCUAAUAGAGAGGUCAGAUAUAUGUGCAAGGCACAGCAUGUCUUUUGAAACCACUUUGCUUAUCACAUUACAUUUUUUUCUCUAGAAGCAUUAAGAUUUAGUUUUUACUAUACUGGGGUGAAAAGGGAUAGAGUUGAAAAAGACACUCUCAUUAGCAAAGAAAAAUGUGUAGAAAUGAAUUUCAUGAGUGGGAAGAACAUGUUCCUAUGAUAACAGAUUGUAUACCAUUUGUGUGGUAUACUAGAUGUCAGUCAAUAGAAGAUAGAGUAACUAACAUUGACCAGCCUCUAUAAUAAGAGGAUAUUAUGACAAGUAGCCACUACUAAUAGGAUGACAAGACUGAGUGAGAUGUUUUUUUUUUUCACCUAGAAGGGUCUUUAGCUAAAAGUCAAAUGAAAAAAAAGGAGAAUCAGUAAUUGGAAGACAGUACCAUAAUUAUUUUACUCAAAAUAGCAAGGCAAGACUGGAGAGAGAGAUAUUUAUUUUUACAAGUCACCUCACUUUACACAACCACAAUGCAUCUGACUGCAAUAAUCUACUUACAAUUGGUCUCCAGGAUCAUCUUUUCACCAAGAAGCCAGUGUCACUCUCUCAUGUAGCUGUAAAGUACUUGUAUAUAGAAUAUAAAAGUGAAGAUAUUUAUUAAAUGGUGAUGUUCUUGAUAGACUUUAUUUACUGCAUAUUUACAAAUAUAGCAACUGCCAUUUUCCUGCCUAUAUUAAAAAGUUAUAGGGUAUGCAGUUUGCACGGCGGUCCUUCAUAGGUUAUAAGCUAAAAUGUAAACUACUGCAUAAAUUCAGAAAUUCUGUUCCAAUCACAAUCCCAUUUCACAACAAAAUUUCUCUCACUUUGUUAAUAUUUGACUCAAAAUGUAGUUAGAAUUUGACAUACAAUUUUUUGUAUCCAAAAAUUGUCCAUGAUGACACCAAAAAACGUUACACUUAAGAAGUGUAUAAUUAGGUUUAGACAAUGUGUAAAGAAUUUAAAAGUAAGCAACAAAAGUAACAAAAUGAAACGAUAAAGUAACCAGACAAUAGAAUUAAGUUGUCUAAAGAAACAAGUGGGCUUUCCCAUGUUAAUAUUUUGUAGUCAUUGUUUGUAAGCUAACCAUCUGGAGUAUUGACUUGAUGCCUCCAAAGUCUUUUUCAAUAAACCUUUGGAAGCCAUCCUAAAGUAGUUUUUACUCAGUAUUUAUUCAGACAACCCCUGAGCCACAAACAGAUAACUAUGUUUAUUAUUCCCAAAAUUCUAAUCCAUAUUCAAAAAUGUUCCUUCAUUUUAUUGUCUGGGUGUAGAUAUUCAUUAUGCCAAAUGUCGCUUUGGUUUAUCUUGUAUUUCCCAUAAAGCUCUUUUGAGACCUUUUAAAGUGUACACUACUGAUGCUGUUUGUUGUAUUGGGGAGCACUUCACAAUAAAAAGCUUUUAACAUACUAUAAAUAUUGUAUGGCUUCUUAUUGCAUGUGUAACAGAGCCCAUUGUGAGAAUUUAAACACAAUUUAUAGUAUUAUAUAUUACAGCAUUUAUUUCUUUACUGAUUCCUACAUAUUUUUACUUAAAAGCCAAAUGAAACAAUGAGCUAUAAAUGUACAACAGAAAUGUGUCACUAUAAAAGGGGUUUUUUCCACUACAUUUUGAUUGAUCCACAGGAUAAGUAAUUAAUUGCUGAUUGGGUGCGGGAAGCCCUGCGCCAUUUGUUGUAUAGUGGUUAUGCCAGGUAAAUGCAGCUUAGAGCCCAUUUACUCUAAUGCACCAUCACUAUGCCAUGAAUGCUGUUGUGCUCCAGGUCCCAUACAUUGUAUAGUGCAAGACGCCAAACAGCUGGUCAGCGGGGUGCCGACUGUCGGACGCCCCAUGUGUGGUUAGUGACCUAUCCUGUAGAUGGCCCAAUAUUCAAAACGUCUGGGAAAACCCCUGUUAUCCAAUAUUUUCUUAACUCAUAAAGCAAAAUACAUUUUUUACACAGUUUAGUUCUACAUUGAAUGCGUAUAAAAAUAAGCGCAAGCUUUCAAAUAUAUUGCUGUAUGAUUUUUUGCAUCAAUUGUAAUCAAACUGCUACAUAUGCAAUUUUUUUUGUUUUACCAUUUGCAUAUGUAGCAGUUUUCAAGACUUUUGGACCAUGCAGCAGGUUAGCUGCAUUAUGCUUUCUCAUGUGAAACCUCACCAGCUUAGUUUUAGGGGGUAGGUGUAGGUGAAUGGGAGAAAUGGUAAUGUUGUGUAUAUUUCCUUGUCUUCUAGCCCUCUGUGGCAAAGUGCUUGGGUUUCUCUGGGCUGUAUCUGUCACUGGUGUGUGUGCAGUCUACAUUCUGUAGGAGCCCUUGGUUUAUAUAGAAGCAACAGCAUUAAUCUCUUGGUGACUGACUGGUAGAAGGAACGUUCCUUCCACACUAUACUGGAAGAAGUUUGGGCUAAAGUACCAUUUUAGCCCAAACAGGACACAAUGAGAUCCCUGUGGUGGUUGAUGUACCUAAUCCCAAAAUAACGCAUUCCCAAAAGGUUUUGGUUUCUUGCAUUAUAUUGCCUGAUCCCCUUAGUACAAAUUACAAUUGAGUAAUUAAGUAUCUAUCUAGACUUCACCAUGUAGGGUUUUUUUUUUUAAUACCUAAGGGGGGAAUUUUUAAUUGUUGGUGUUGAACGAUUUUUGUCUACCAUUGAGUGGUGGUAAAAUGUCUGGGCACCAAAUUUUUUAAAUGAGAACAAGAGUAUGGAAGGAAAAAUUAGAAUGUUCUUUUCAUAUGGCGCC
This is a messenger RNA of Hyla sarda, 7619 nucleotides long. It is a transcript of the gene ADAMTS3, whose product is annotated as ADAM metallopeptidase with thrombospondin type 1 motif 3. Gene Ontology annotation, cellular component: extracellular matrix. Gene Ontology annotation, molecular function: metalloendopeptidase activity. The coding region runs from base 586 to 4335 and encodes 1249 amino acids. NCBI's taxonomy places the organism in Eukaryota, Metazoa, Chordata, Amphibia, Anura, Hylidae. Gene Ontology annotation, biological process: proteolysis; extracellular matrix organization. The transcript is spliced from 24 exons. The record is from RefSeq and is a predicted model, not a curated record.